UUUACUUUAGUUAUAUCGUAUCAUUUAUUUGACUAAAUCCAUAUAAAAUGUCCGGACCAGGCGUCGGCCACGAAUUCCCCGCCCAGGAAGUCUCCUGGCUCAAGCGCGAUGUCCUGCUCUUCGCCAACAGCAUCGGCAUCACCGCCGACGAGCUGCAUUUUCUCUACGAAUUACACCCCAAUUUCGCCGUCUUCCCAACCUACCCGAUCAUCCUGCCCUUCAAACUCACCGACCAAGAAGUCACCGACUUCUACGCCCGCCAGAAAUCCCACCCCGUGCCCGGCGUCCCCGCCUUCGACCCCAAACGCGCCGUCGACGGCCAGCGCAAAAUCACCGUCCUCAAGCCCCUCCCUGCCACCAGCGAGGGCCGACGCUUCGAGCUGCGCAGUCAGGUCCUCGGCGUGUAUGAUAAGGGCAAGGCGGGCAGCGUGAUGGACAGCGAGCAGACGAUUGUGGAUGCCGCGACCGGGGAGGUCUUCUCGAAGGUCGUCAGUAGUGGGUUUUUUGUGGGGCAGGGGAAUUGGGGGGGUCCGAAGGGACCCAGCACACCCAGCUAUCCGCCCCCUGAAGGCAAGAAGCCCGAUGCUGUGCACACGAUCCAGACGACGGCAGAGACAGCCCAGUUAUAUCGUCUAAAUGGCGACUAUAAUCCCCUCCAUGCGACGCCUGAGCCCGGGCAGAAGAUGGGCUUCGGCGGCGUGAUCAUCCACGGCUUGUUCAGCUGGAACGCGACGGCGCAUGCGGUUCUGAAAGCCUUUGGCGGCAGUGAUCCGAACAAUUUCAAGGAGUUUCAGGCAAGGUUUGCCUCGCCGGUGAAGCCGGGGGAUCGGCUGGUUACGGAGAUGUGGCGGACGGGGACUGUGGUGGAAGGGUUUGAGGAGGUGAGGUUCGUGACGAAGAAUGGGAGUGGCAAGGCGGUGUUGAGUAAUGGGAGAGCGUUGGUUAGGGCUGUUAGUGGGGAGGGAGGGAAGACGAAGUUGUAGUGUGAUUUUGAUCCUAUAUUCUUAGGUAGAGGAUUUGGAACUGCAUCUAUUUGC
This is a messenger RNA of Aspergillus steynii IBT 23096, 1037 nucleotides long. RefSeq names its product putative peroxisomal dehydratase. The record is from RefSeq and is a predicted model, not a curated record. Gene Ontology annotation, cellular component: peroxisome. The transcript has 5 exons. The coding region runs from base 48 to 983 and encodes 311 amino acids. NCBI's taxonomy places the organism in Eukaryota, Fungi, Ascomycota, Eurotiomycetes, Eurotiales, Aspergillaceae.